This is a messenger RNA of Megalobrama amblycephala (Wuchang bream), 6307 nucleotides long. It is a transcript of the gene mboat2a, whose product is annotated as membrane bound O-acyltransferase domain containing 2a. Gene Ontology annotation, cellular component: membrane. The transcript is spliced from 13 exons. Bases 271 to 1779 code for a protein of 502 amino acids. The record is from RefSeq and is a predicted model, not a curated record. NCBI's taxonomy places the organism in Eukaryota, Metazoa, Chordata, Actinopteri, Cypriniformes, Xenocyprididae. Gene Ontology annotation, molecular function: acyltransferase activity. Gene Ontology annotation, biological process: lipid modification.
CUCUCUCUCUCUCUGUGUGUGUGAAUGUGUGUGUAAGUGUAAUUGAGCAGCAAUAGUUUGAUGUAAUGGAGGGGCUGGGCGAGUCAGUCCGCCUACACGGGCUUUGUGUUGAUGUUCAGGCGGUGCAACAGCGCUGACAGUCCGCGACUAGAGCAACACCAUACAACGGCAUUCCCAACACCCAUCCUCCAUAAAGAGAGGAAGAGAGGGAGAGAAAGAGGACAGUGUUUUGGGCGAUUUGACUGUAAGGGAGUGGAGCUGGACUGAAUCAUGGCUACUUCUACGUCUUGCACAGGCUCCACACUGCUGCAGCCAAUUAGUACGAUUAUUGAUCUGCCACUGGACCAGGUGAACUUUGUGGUGUGCCAGCUCUUCGCCCUGGUCACGGCUUUCUGGUUUAGACUCUACCUGCACCCCAGUAAGACGAGUCCCUUCAUCCGGCAUGUAGUUGCCACCCUGCUGGGCUUCUAUUUGGCCCUCUUCUGCUUUGGCUGGUAUGCCUUACAUUUUCUGGUACAGAGUGGUCUUGCUUACGGCGUUAUGAUCUUCACAGGUGUGGAACACAUGCACAAAUACUGCUUUGUGGUUACGCUGGGAUAUCUCAGUUUCUGCCAGGUCACCAGAAUCUAUGUGUUUGACUAUGGCAUGUACUCAGCAGACUUCACUGGGCCCAUGAUGGUCAUCACACAGAAGAUCACAAGUUUGGCGUUUGAGAUUCAUGAUGGUUUGAUGAAGAGGGAGGAGCAUCUAAAGCCCAAUCAGAAGUAUCUUGCUGUCAGGAAGAUGCCCAGUCUGCUGGAGUAUCUGAGUUAUAACUGUAACUUUAUGGGGAUCCUGGCUGGCCCAACCUGCUCCUAUAAUGAUUACAUAGCCUUUAUAGAAGGCAGAUGUUACGAGCCCAAGCACCUGGAGUCAAACGGCAAAGAGAACGGGAAAUUCAAGCAGAAUGACCCUUCACCUAAGAGGGACGUGAUCCAGAAACUGUGCACGUGUGCUCUGUCCCUAAUGGUUUAUUUGGUGAUCUAUACUGCCUGCCCUACAGAUCGUGUCAUCAAUGACACCUUCAUGGCCUCUAACCCCUUCUACAUCCAGGUCUUGUACCUCUACAUCUCCAUGUUGGCUUUACGCCCCAAGUACUACUUUGUAUGGACGUUAGCUGAUGCCAUCAACAAUGCGGCUGGUUUUGGAUUUAAUGGCUAUAACACAGAUGGCACCCCAAAAUGGGACAGAAUAUCAAAUUUAAGAAUACUUGACAUUGAGUUUGCCACCAGCUUCAAGAUGUUCUUGGAUAACUGGAACAUUCAGACAGCCCUUUGGUUAAAAAGGGUGUGUUACGAGCGCUGUCCAUACAAUCCGACUGCUGCCACAUUCCUCCUCUCAGCCAUCUGGCACGGAGUUUACCCAGGGUAUUACCUGACCUUUGUCACGGGCAUCGCUGUAACAAUGGCAGCACGUGCAGUAAGACACAAUGUGAGGCAACACUUCCUGGGCUCAGCCACACUCAAGCUCAUUUAUGACGUGAUCACGUGGUUCAGCACCCAGAUCGCCAUAUGUUACACAGUUGUGCCAUUUGUACUGCUGGCAGUAGGGCCUUCACUAAAGUUUUACAGCUCGUGGUACUGCUGCAUUCACCUGAUCUGCGUGUUGCUGGCGCUGGUUUUACCUGUGAAGUCCAGACGCAGGAAACAACAGGAAGAGCCGAGCAGCAUUCAGGCCAGUGAACAGAACUGUCUCUCCUCUCCUGACAACAACUGCAACCAGAAGCAGAAAGCCACAUGAGGACAAGAAGGGCUGCUCGACCCGCACACUCGGUUGUGAGGAACUCUGAUAUCAGUACUGAGAGACACAGAGCGGCCAUUUCCUCCCUCAGAUCCAACGACACUGACAGUGACAUUUUACAAGGCAUAAACUCCAGCAACAAUACAGAGAAAAGACCCCGUAGUCGCCCUGUUGGAGAUGGUCACGUUUUGGUUUUAAAUAGGAAAUCUUCAUAGGAUCAUAUGAAAAUGGGGUGAUCGAUUAUAGAAAAUGGUGAAUAAUUGACUUAAGUGUCAGUUAAUCUGAAGUUGCCUUAAACCCUUCGUAUAUUUAGCUCCAGAAACCUUGUGUGGGGAUCGUGUUACGUAGGAACAGACCAGUCAUUGUUGGCUUAUAGCUUCACUACAUUAGUGCGGGAAGUCUAGCACUGGAAUCGGCUUCCACGGUACCUAGAAGGUUUCUGCCAUUGUCAGUUAAACGAAGUAACCUCUGUUUUAGUUCUUCUCAAAGGAAUUGUGUGCGGUAAAGAAAAAAGUCCAGUCGUGUGUUGCCAAACUUUUAGGCCUUAAGUUCCUAUCUCUUGCCAUUGUUUCAUCUUUAUUCUUUGUUCAUUUCUCUGGUUUUCUAGUUGGUUCAUAUCUGCUGCUUUCUUUGGGAAGAAGGGUCAACCUUAAGGGAGUGUCUUCAUUUGGAAAAUUGCUUUUGUUAUAAUUUUUGUCAGUGAUUUUUGUUUAUUUUAUUUUUUAUUAAGGGCUUUUGGUUGGUUAUCAAUGCUGUUUUUUUUUUUGUUUUUUUUUUAAUGGGUUGUAGGUUUCCUCAGGGCACACAGGUCUCGUUUUAGACCAUGACAAAUGACCAGAUGUUUCUCUACCAUCAAUGUUUCUGCUGCAAAAUAUAGAGUCCAUCUUGUGAAAACAGAAGACAGUUCAAUAUUACUCAGUAUCUCAGCUUGUUUGUGGUUUUUUAUGUUACAGACAUAUAUGGCAAGUGCAAUAACCUCUGUCUUUUCCAUGGGUGCAUGUUAAGUUAAAGGAUCACAUUAUUUCUGCAAACGCUAAUGUUCUUGACACAUCAACAAUAGUCAGAAUUUUGUAGUGGUUCAGUAUUAAAGUACAGUACCAGCCAAAAGUUUGGACAAACUCAAUUUGUUUCUCUUAAUCUUAAAAACUUAAAUGCUUGAAAUUUUGCCAACAUAGUAAUAACCAGGGUUGGGUAUUGACAAAUUUCAUGAUUCGAUUCGAUUCCAAUUCACAUGCUUUCGAUUUGUUUUCGAUUCGACAUAGAUUAUCUUGGAUAUAUAUCAGGUACAGUACAUUGCAAAUUUUCUCAAGGAAAAAAAGUCAGUUGGUACUACAUUACUAAAAUAUAAUAAAGGUUAAUAUUAACUGAUUUGUAUACAAACACUUAAAUUACACUCAAGGAAGUUUUAUAAUAAUAAGUUAUAAUCCUAACUUUACAAUUAGCUACAUAAUUAUAUUUAUAUUCGUUUUUUGAUAUAGGGUCAAUUCAGGGUGAUUGGGACACUUUUUGCCAUGACUAUUCACCCUAGCUAUAAACAUUUAAAUAGUGGCUGUCAUAAAACUUGAAGGAAUUCAAACAUGCAUUAAAUAUUGAAGAACAUAAAAAAAAUUCUGAAUAUGGUGCACAUAUUUAGCAAAAAUGCCCCUCUAGAGUUCAUUUUUCUAGCUGACUAAUGAGUUUAGAGUCACUGAAUAUGCUUUUUCUGAAAUGAGACGUUACAUGACAUUGUUUACAAGCUGUUUUAUUGACGUCUUUCCGCUGAUUGCGCGAUUACAUGACACAGGAUACGGAUUUCGGUAAGUUGUAUUUUAUCUUUUAGCAUACCUUCAGAUGUUAAUGCAAGUUUAUUUCACACUGAAACUUGUAUUAAAACGGAGGUGAAUAUCAGUUUACGUGCGCUGCCGCUUCGCUUAACCUGAGGAGCUACAGCGAUCUGACGUCACAUUAAACAGCGGCGAAACAUUUUUUUUUUUUUUUUUUUCGUAAUAAAAUGGAUGAAAUUUUAAAUCUGAGACUUUGUUUCAUGUCAAAAAUAGCAAAUCUCAAAGCUUAUUGCGAUUUAUUGGAUGGGAGGAUAGACUAAUAGAUUCUUGGGAUUUAAGAAUCGAUAUCAGUUCAUGAAAAUGAUCAUCGAUUAAAGUCGAGAAAUCAAUAUGUUUUUACCCAGCCCUAGUAAUGACAACCUUUUGGUUUGUGUUUAUUGUUUUGUUUCCCCCACAUAGUAAAGGGAAAGCAGUUUCCAGUUUUCAAAUACAGUCCCAGGAUCCCUGCUGAAAAAUCCAGCUAAAACCAGCCUAAGCUGGUCUUUAAACUGGAAGUAGCUGGUUUUAGCUGGUCUCCCAGCCUGGCUAAGCUGGUCAAGCUGGCAAAACCCCUCUAAAACCAGCUGUGACCAGGCUGGGAGACCAGCUUAAACCAGCCUGACCAGCUUAGGGUGGUUUUCAGCAGGGAUGCACAUAUUUCCCAUAGUGCGUCCAUUUAUUUCAUAGUUUUGAUGACACUUAUUCUAAAAUGAGGAAAAUGGUAAUAAUAAAGCAUGAGGCGGUGUGUCCAGACUUUUGACUGGUAGUGUACUAUACAUGCAGUAUCAACUAUUCAAAAUCAUUUUUUUUCUAUGAAUCCAUCUGUCCUCUUGGGCCCUAAAGAAACCUCUAAAUUUUGAGAUAUCAUAUAAGGAUAUUUCUUGAAAUUUGAUUCUCUAAAAGGUCUCGGUGAGCUUUGCUCUUUUGAUUUAAGUGUCUGGAAAAUCAGACCUUUUCAUAUUCCCCCAGAAUCCACUUUUCGAUAUGUUGUUGCGUUUAUUUUCAACCAAAGGUUGUACCCCUUGGUCAGAGCGACUCUACAUGUUAGUUUUUUUUUUUUUUUUUUUUUUUUUUUUUUUUUUUUUUUAAUGUGGUAAUGAAGGGCUGAAGUGUUUACCAAAGCGAGUGUCACUGUAUUCUUGUUAACUAAGCCAGUUCAACAACAAGAAAAAGUUAUCCUUGGGUGUGAAUUUGACCAGCCUCCAUAUGGAGAAAACGCUCUGUACCAGCCCUCUAUGGUUUCACAAGCACACGUCUCUAAAGUCUUAUUGUAUUUUGGACUCCAGACAUGUUAAACCAUGAUGAAUUACAGCCCUGUACUAACAGUUUUAACCAAUAGGAAGAUUAAUAAGUCUGCAAGUCUGCUGGUAACAAUUCAAUUCACAUUUAUUUGUAUAGCGCUUUUCACAGUACAUAUCAUUUCAAAGCAGCUUUACAGAAAAAUGCAUGACAGUCCAGUUAUAUACUGUAUAAUUUUGCCCUUUUUGUCUCUUUUUCUUAAAAAGUUUGCUUAAUUAAUUGUUUUAACUGCCCCAAGGCAAUAUGUACUAACUAGCACCUCAAUGCAAAACUUGCUUCAAAUGUCCAAAGUGCCAAAUCACAUGAGGUGCACAAAAAGAUCACUUUAUUUGUACGGGUUUACAACAGGGUGAGAGGUUUGUACUAAAAAUUUGGUCUUAAACUGACAUUAUUUUUACCUACUGAGAUUUUGGGAGGAAUUAUUUUUCACUGUCUCCCUAUUUGCACUUUUGGUAUGAAUAAGUCGGGGUAGUGCUAAAGUAGAAAAACUGCCGAAGCAAUGCAAGGAACCUCAGUGCUACUCAACAGUAUAAUAGAAGUCAAACGGAUGAAUUUGCCCAAAAUGUUAAAUUCACUGUAGCAACAAAGGAAAAUCAGGAUGGCGUUCCAGUGUUAUAUAUGCUUAUUUUGUAAACGUGCUCCAUCCAUAGAAUGACGUUAAAUGUGUUCAUUGCUGUUUGUGUGUAAACAUUGUCCCUUUGUUCAGAUAUCGUUCAACUGAAUGCAGCCUAACAUCUUGAUUAUGUUAAGGCCCAAGUAAUAGUGAAGGCAGUUAUCUGUAAAAGUUUGGUUCAGUCAUUCAUGACAUUUCUAACUACUGAUUUUGCAAAGAAUGACCCAAAGCUCUGUGAAACUGUAGACUACUGUAAUGCUUUAUUUUAAAUAGUGCAUUUGUUGUUCACCAGCCACCUCAGUUCUGUUGUUUGUCAUUGUCUUGUUAGUCUCUAGUGGUCAUUCAAAAAUUAGUGAUUGUGGCCCUUAGUGAACAUGCAAACCGAAGCUGAUGUUUUCCAGAUAUUGCGGAAUGAACUUUUCCACUGUAAUUCCUAUUGACUGGUUGUGAUGUUGCAUAACCUGACAGUUACAGGAAAACUAAGGAUGUUAAUGAAAUGCAAUAAGUUUGUGUAGAGAUAAAGGAAAAGUAAUGCCUAAUAUGUUAGCUAUUUCAAUAUAAAUCAGUUUACCAAUAUACAUUAUUGAGAAUGAGAAUUGUCCAGAGGGCAACAAACACUGUCUCCAUUUAUUUCUGUAAUAAUCAUAAAUUGAGAUGUGAUACUUACCCAGCAUUUGAAUUGUUUGAUGAACUGAGUGCUCUGGAAGUUGUACCAAGCCAAACGAAUUUUCCUUUAAAUAAAGGACAUGAAAAAUGAAAUCCACUACAAUGAUGACGGACACAAAACAAAUAAACCAUAUUUUCCUUCUCGGUA